This is a messenger RNA of Corticium candelabrum, 6656 nucleotides long. RefSeq names its product dedicator of cytokinesis protein 9-like. The transcript is spliced from 56 exons. Gene Ontology annotation, biological process: small GTPase-mediated signal transduction; positive regulation of GTPase activity. The coding region runs from base 50 to 6541 and encodes 2163 amino acids. Gene Ontology annotation, molecular function: guanyl-nucleotide exchange factor activity. The record is from RefSeq and is a predicted model, not a curated record. NCBI's taxonomy places the organism in Eukaryota, Metazoa, Porifera, Homoscleromorpha, Homosclerophorida, Plakinidae.
CCGCUUGUUUGGAUUUAGUGUGAUCUGAGUGCUUCUCAACACCAACUCGAUGGCCGAAGUUAGUAAACGAGUUGUGACUAAAAAAUCCAGCCGCACAAGCAUCGCUCAAGAGAGCACGGGCUCGUCCGUCCAGACCACGCCCCUCCCAAUCAUACCAAGUCUGACACAAGUGAGAUUGAUUGAACCGGUGGACUACGAGACUGAGCUUAUCAAGAGAAAGGAAGAAAUUCAGGCGGACGGUUUUAGAGACAUUCUGGAGUUUCCUAAUGACAACAUAUCGGUCGAAGUUCUUCCUCAACAAAUUCGAACAGAGAAAUCUUCUGUUCCUGUGAAUGCCCUGAACGAGGCAAAGAGCUUGUUUGUCAGAGAGACUGUGAAAUGUUACACUUCGGACUGGCACACUGUUGAGAAUAAGUAUGAGAAAUAUGCAGGCAGUUUUGCAAAGCUUCAAAGAGCUGGACUGUUGCACAGUCUGCCCACCCAGGUCUUUCAGAUUGACCACAGCAGUGCAGAUCAAGAAGACGUGGACGACUUGGUGUUGAGUCCUGUCAAGGAGCAAACAGUUGUCUCCAAGAGUGGCUACCUCACAAGGGCCCCACUUCACGACAAUCCAUUUCCUGUGGCAAUGAAGAGCUACAAGAAGAAAUGGUUUGUAUUACGACAACAGCCUGAUGCUGCAUUUGUUUUGGAACACUUCAAGGAUGACAAGGGUGGUGUAGCCAAGGGAACGAUUGUUUUAGACAACUGCACGGCCUUGAACAAGGUGACAAGCGUUGUAAAAGGCAGGAAGUACGGCCUAGAACUGGUGACUCCAGGAGAGAAGGAACCGUACGGUUUAUUUGCCGAAACAGAUGAAGAGAUUGAAGACUGGAUCAAAGUGCUAGCUCAAGUGGUGAGGUCGGGUAGAGAUGCUGGACCUGAAUCAAGAAAAGUGUCAGAUAGCAAUGAGGUUUUACGACCUCGCACUAAAACCAGCGUCAGUCGCUCAGAAAGCUUGAAGGAAUCGCUUCGAAACAGCAUGAAUCCUGAACUACUAAAGUAUGCUAGUGAAACGGAUGCCAUGAAUGCAUCAAACAGACAAGUCGGACGUCUCAAGUUGUUCGAAGUGUUUUCUGAUCUGGAACCAAGUGCGUGUUUGCCUCAAAAUUUGAAACCACAACCACCCUUUCCUCGAGAUCAUUUCAACAAGCGGAUUCUCAUUGAAUUCGAAGACCUGAAAUUUCGUAUUACGGCAUUCAUUGCUAAGAACACAUCGAUGUCUCAUGUUGAGCCGUUUUUUACAUUUGCUGCACUUUAUGAUGCCAACAAGGGACAGAAGAUCAGCGAGGAUUUUCAUUUCAAUUUGAAUGAUCCUGCAACGUUGGACUUGAUCAGUUCACUUCAUCGUCCAAUGUCACCAGUGCAGGCAACGAUACGAGAGGGUGCCAGUGGUACUGGAAGUGAAGAUGGUGAGAAGAAACGAAUGAGUAGCCAAGGAAGGCAAGACUUCCCAACUUUUUCUAAGAGGGCAAUAUUUGCAGUAACUUUUCCUAAUCCUGACAUCUAUCUUGUUGUUCGAAUCGAGAAAGUGCUUCAAGGUGGCAUCACAACAUCAGCCGAACCGUACAUGAAGGCUGUACAAGGCGACAAUACAAAAAUGGCUGAGAAGAUUCAGAAACAAGCUCAAGUGUUAUGUAAACGUCUUAGCAAUUAUAGAAUGCCAUUUGCCUGGACAGCGAGGCCUCUCUUUAAAGACAAUGAAUUGGACAUGCAGGCUCAAUUUACUCCUAUUUACAAGCAGGAACGUGACAGGCUGACGGAUGAAGACUUGCUGCAGAUGCUCACCUUACUGAAAAGUGAUCGUCUUCCCAAACUAGCUGUAAUACCUGGAACCAUUCGAAUAACUGUGCGUGAAGUUCAGGAUGAAAUACAAGAUGUAGUCACUCCAACCCUCUUGCCUGUGAAGCCAUCCAUCCCACCAUCUGUUCGUACAGCUCCACCCAAUCGUGAAGUGCAGGAGUUUGUCCCCCUUGAUGCUUACCACCCACACUUGGAGUAUUACAUCCAUGCCUCAUAUUGUAAUCAUCUGUAUGUCUACCCUAUCAGCCUCAAGCUGGACACACACAAAGGACUGAAAGCAAGAAACAUUGCCUGUUGUGUUCAGUUAAAGGAUUCGGAUGAGAAAGGUUCCAAACCAUUGACGUGUGUAUACGGUAAAGCUGCCGGUUGUGCUUUCGUGUCAUCUGCAAAUGCAGCUGUUCUUUAUCAUUCGUCAACUCCAACCUUCUAUGAAGAGGUGAAAAUAAAUCUUCCUGUACAUCUACAUGAGCGACACCAUCUCUUGUUUACAUUCUUUCAUGUUGCCGUUGAAGCACCGAAGGGUUCUCGACAUGGCAAGCUCCCGGCAGUGGAAAGCGUCAUCGGCUAUUCGUGGCUGCGUUUGCUGGACGCUACAAAACUGUUGGAUAAUACCAAUCAGUUGCCGGUAUCAACGAGUCUUCCACCAGGCUAUCUGGCAGUUCUUCAGUUUGGCUUAGGCAAAGGGUUUUCUGGGCCGCGCGUGGAAUGGAUUGACAGCUGUAGACCAGUUUUCAAAGUAAACAGUCGUCUUGUGUCGACCGUCAACACACAAGAUCAACCAUUGCAGCAUUUCUUUUGGGUGUGUGACAACACUAAUCCCAGCCAGCCGGCUCAUGAUGUUGAGUUAUGCAGAGCAAUCAAGGGUAUCCACAGCGCUACUGUUGGAUCUGUCAUUCAGUUUUUGCCAGUCAUCAUGAACCAACUUCUUAGACUCGUUGUACGUGAGAGUCCAUGUGCUGAGGAGGUGGCUGGCCACUCUCUAAGAGCUUUAAUCUAUUGUGUGGAGCUUGUACACAAUGCACACAGGGAAGAGGUUUUAAACACAUAUCUCAAGUAUGUCUUUAUGACCGACUCGAAAUCAACUGACACGAAGAAGGUCCACGAGGAGUUGGUCAAGAUUCUCACCAAACUGCUUCGUCGUCCUGAAGAGAACAUUGUAGCAAAACUACUGAGGUACACGUGGUUUUUCUUCGAUAUUAUUCUCAAGUCAAUGGCACAGCAUCUUGUUCUCGAUGAGAGGAUGGCGGUUGUGCGUGCUCGACGCUUUUCUACUGAAUACAACUUUAGUCUUGGAAGUCUUGUGGGUACAUACAUUCUCCACAUUUGGGAAGAUCAUAAGACAACACAAGCGAGGUAUGCAAAUCGAAGUCUGGCUGACUUUGUCAAGGAAUGCUUCACAUACAUGGACAGGGGAUCAAUUUUUAGACUUGUCAAUCGAUACAUGGAACCAUAUGAGUCUGAAGAAGAGAGACCAGAAGGAAAGUACGACUUUGCUGUGCUGUCGGAGUUCAAGUUUGAAUUUCUUGAGAUUGUGUGCAGUCAUGAGCACUUCGUACAACUCAACUUACCUUUUUCGUUGAAAGAGUUUGAAUACGAUCUCACUCUGUCAGAUGAAUUUUGUAGAAAACAUUUCCUUGUCGGUCUUCUUCAGAAGGAGGUUGCUGCUGCCUUGGAUCAUGGUGAGGCUCCCAUUCGUCGCCAAGCAUUGAGAGUUCUUCGUAAUCUUCUUGCUAAACACGACUUUGACGAUCGCUACAAUGCAAAAAAGAAAAGCAGGAUCGCCUCUUUGUACCUUCCAUUUGUCGUCCUCGCUCUUGAGCACACAUCAAGACUCAACACAGACCAACGUGCAAUGUCUUCUCUCCCUAAUAGUCCAUCAAAGGACACCACCACAGGUGCACAGGCUGAUGCGACAUCUUCAGCGUCACAAGUUGAAACAGCGGGAAAAGUUUCUCGAUUUGAUCGUUCCCAGAGCUCAAACGUUUUAGCACCAACAGGCUCAGGCUCCGUACCACCCACUUUGAAUUCACGACAGUCGAGUGAGUCUAACCUUUUAAUGAGAACACGACGAUCAACUAGUUUGCAAGACAAUAGACGUAGUUUAGUUGGAGGAGGAGGAGGUGGGUCUAGAUUGCGGAAAGACAGCAGUGGAGAGACGGGAACAGGUUGUGACAGUUCGGUUGGCACUGAGAGUAGAGUUUCGUCUAGAAUGUCUCGUGCUUCUAUGGCUGAAAACAGCAGCAUGUUGGAGAUCGAUGAAACGAGGGAUCUAUUGGUCUGCGUUCUCUUCAUUUUGAAGCAUCUGGAUGAUGGUAUCUUGGCUCAUUGGUGGCAACAGGCAAUGAACUCUGUGCUACGUAUUCCUCCUGCCAUCUACUUGCCUGACGAGGUCGUGUCUUUGAGUUUUACCCAGUUUGUCAAUCUUCUCGACAUUCUCCAAGCCAGUCUACUUGUAUUUCGUUAUACCGGAUUGAAGGCAAUCAGAGCAUCUGUGUUGAGGUCAGACCACAUGAAGCAGGUCAUUGAGCAGGCCUACGCACAGGGCAUUGCCACCAAGCCAGCGGGAAGUCGACAAUCAAUGGCAUUCAUGAAGAAAUCAUCUUUUCCAUUGUUUAGUCUCGGAUCGAGUGCAAUUUCACUUUCUUCAAGUGGCUUGUCUUACGAGUCAGAGAUUGAAAAACGAAUGAAACUUGAGGGCUGCAUGACUGUUGAGGUGUCUAUGAUUGUAUUGGAUCUCAUCGAAUUGAUCAGCACUGAAUUUCAGCUCAAGUUGGAAUUGGAUUAUGGUGACAACGUGGCCAUGAGAAAGGUUUUCAACAUUUUGAUCACUUUUUUCAGACUCCCUCAGUCUGAAGCCGUUCUCAACCAUGUUUUUGCAACAUUCAGGGCAUUUGUGAACAAAUUUCCAUCGGCUUUGUUCCAAGGAAAUGCUUCAUUCUGUGAAGCUCUUUGCUAUGAGACUUUGAUGGUGUGCAACUCCCCUCUAAAAAGUGUUCGCUCUCAGGCUUCUACACUGUUGUACCUCAUACUACGUGGCAACUACGAAUUUGUUGGCUCAGGUUGUGCAAGAACGCACAUUCAGUGUGUUGCUGCUCUAUCAAAGAUGAUUGGAAGUGGGAGCAUUGGGUCAAGCGAUCUGAACUUGAAACGUUCACUUGCUACUGUAGCCCAGUAUGGCAGUGGAGACGAGGGCAUGGCGAAAGCAUUUGUAAAUGAAGUUAGUGACUUGAGCCGUCGUCUACGUGAUGUACUGAAACAUACAGCAUCACUAAAGGAUCAUGAGGGUGAUCCAGAGAUGCUUGUUGAUCUUCAGUAUAAAUUGGCUCAAAACUACACCAACUCACCUGAGCAGAGAAAGGCGUGGCUGGACAGCAUGUCGUUGAUUCAUCUCAAAAACCAAAACUUUUCAGAGGCUGCUCAUUGCCACAUCCAUAUUGCUGCACUAAUUGCUGAGUAUCUUAGACGGAAAGGUGAGCAUGCAUCUGGUUGCAAUGCAUUUGAGGCAAUUUCACCCAACAUACCACGAGAUGAACGUGGUGGCCAGGAAGACAAGGGGAUGGCAGACAUUCAACAAUAUUCAGAGCUCACACUUGUGGAGGAACUAGAGAACUGUGUGGAUCUUCUUGAUCAAGCUGAGCGUUACGAAGUUGUGUGUGACGUCUAUCAGCUUCUUCUUCCCAUCUAUCACAGAAAUAGAGACUAUGAGGCUUUGUCUCAUGCAUAUGGUACAAUGCAUCAGGCAUGUAAGAAAAUUGUGGAAGUAACCAACACAGGACGUCGAAUGCUUGGUACAUACUUCAGAGUUGGUUUCUAUGGACAGCCAUUUGGAGAUGACCACCUCAAGCAAUACAUCUACUGUGAGCCAAAGAUUACACCAUUGCCGGUCAUUUCACAGCGACUUGAGGCUCUGUACAAGAGAAAGCAUGGUUAUGUGGAAAUGAUAAAAGAUUCAGCAAAAUUUGACACUUCAAAGCUUCUACCCAAUGUUGCAUAUGUUCAACUAACGUUUGUGGAGCCAUUCUUUACUGAGGUGGAGAAAGCAAGUCGACGAACUGAAUUCGAACGUCGCAACAACAUUCAGCGUUUUAUGUAUGAGACUCCAUUCACCAAGAGCGGCAAAGCUCAUGGUGACACAUGUAACCAAUGGAUACGCAAGACAAUCUUGACUGUGUCGCAUUGUUUUCCAUAUGUAAAGAAACGAAUUGAAGUCGUGUCAGAAGAGACAGUGGACUUAACGCCUAUUGAAGUUGGUAUUGAAGAAAUGGGACGCAAAGUGGUCUCUCUUCGUCAAGUCUGUUCAGUCGGUCAACAAGACAAAAAGAAACUACAGCUGUUGUUACAAGGAGCUGUCAUGGUGACGGUGAAUGCUGGUCCAUUGGAAUACGCAAAUGUAUUUCUCAAAGACAAGACACAACAUUCUGCAAAAUAUGUUGAACGAUUAAAGGAGAUCUACAGGGAUUUCAGUCACUGGUGUGGUCAGGCUUUGGAGUUAAACGGUCGACUCAUUCAAGAAGAUCAGCUACCAUUACAACAGUCAAUGGAGAAAGACUAUCGCGAAAUGUGCUCGAAAUUAGAGGCAAUGAUUGGACCGUUGUCUGAGAUUUCUGAUGGCCCAACUAACGUUGAGAGCACUAGGAAAGAGGCAUUCAGUCCACCGAUGAGAAGCAGUAAAGGAUUGGGGAAAGGUCAAGGAAAGGCAUAGGGUUGGAUCGAUGUACACUAUUGCUAUUGUCUAUAGAUGUAGUAGUCUGGAGCAGAUGAGGUACAUUAUUACAAAUGUUACGUAUUGAGUAUGUUUUCAAUAGAUUUUGACGUUU